AUGUACUACAUACCUGUCCCCGAGCUCCAGCUUCAGAGCCGUGGCCGCUGGUGCCGCCAGCUAGAAAGAUCUCUGAGGUUAACAACAAAGUUUACAAGUGCUUCGGAUAUACCUGUGGGGUUUGUAGAAAAGAACGUGAAAUUGCGGGGAAGAUUACAUCAGAUAACAGAGAAAGGCCUGGAAGUUGAACACAUUCCCAUUAGCGUUCCUUUCAUUACAUCGCUACAGAGAAAAUGGCAAUCAAAAGGUGUGCUGCUGGUGAGGCUUGCCGGGGUGGAGUUGGCUCCGAGCGGCAUGGCCUGGUUACAGCAAGAGUUAAAACCCAAACAAAUGCUAUGGUUCCAACUUCUCGGAAGGGAGGACUUGGCACUCGAGUGCCUUGUUUUAGUAAAUAAGGGUCGAUUUCUCAGCGUGUGCUUAAAUGAAGAGAUCUUGAGACAAGGGCUUGGCAGAACAGCGCGCAUUGAAGGGCUACACCAUGAUUCCCGCCUGUACUGGAAACUUCACAAAAGACUGCUUCGAGCGGAGUUAAAGGCCUUGAAGAAAAACAAGGGAAUAUGGAGAGAAGAAAGCUACUCUGAAAGAAUAAGAGAUCCACUUAUUGGUGAUAGCAUCUGCGACAAAUUACCCGUGAACAGUUUGAUGGGCUUGUCCCUGCUGCUGCUGGCGUUAGAGGCAAAACUCGGCCUGUGA
Molecule: messenger RNA, 693 nt
Organism: Charadrius vociferus (killdeer)
Lineage: Eukaryota; Metazoa; Chordata; Aves; Charadriiformes; Charadriidae
Gene: MISO1
Product: chromosome unknown open reading frame, human C3orf33
Exons: 6
Coding region: 1-693 (230 amino acids)
Source: RefSeq, a predicted model, not a curated record